AUGCCGGAGGAUAGGGUCCCUAAAAGCUUUGAGAAUUACGCUAUUAAAGGGAGCACCGGCUUUGUCCGGCGCGUCUGGCUGUGCCGGGCGACCCGCGCCCCCGAGCCUCCGCCCGCCGCGCUGCUGGCGCCGCGCCCUCAACGUCGACCCGCCCUGGCAGAGAGCGCGGGCCCGCUGACGCCACACCACGCGAGACACCAGCUGACACUUGUGGAC
Iphiclides podalirius (scarce swallowtail) is the source of this 216-nucleotide messenger RNA. NCBI's taxonomy places the organism in Eukaryota, Metazoa, Arthropoda, Insecta, Lepidoptera, Papilionidae. The record is from the annotation of a GenBank genome assembly.